This is a messenger RNA of Hyalella azteca, 2082 nucleotides long. RefSeq names its product metal tolerance protein 1. Lineage: Eukaryota; Metazoa; Arthropoda; Malacostraca; Amphipoda; Hyalellidae. The record is from RefSeq and is a predicted model, not a curated record. The coding region runs from base 261 to 878 and encodes 205 amino acids. The transcript is spliced from 5 exons.
CUCAGCGUUCGAGAUCGGUAACUCACAGGCUUCUUCGAAGUCUGCCUCGAAUAGUUUGAUUCGUUGAAGUGCAGGGAUCGAAUUUAAAGGAUUAUCAAUAUUAAAUACGACUUAUUAUUUUUUUGCAACAUAUGGAAGGAUUUUGACGUCUUAUCAUUUGCUCUAAGCCGCUGUGAAUUCUCCUCACACGUGUUUUCUUCAUUUAACUGGCAGCAAGAAAGUUUACAUUAUUUUAUACCUCAAAGAAUAAUAAGUGCAAGAUGACGACCACCACGAACGCCCUGCUCAUCUUGGGAGGGAUCGUAGGGCCAAGCAUAGCGGCCGCCGCCCUCGCCGGCGCUGUGGCCCUCGGCAUCGGCGCUCUGGCACUCAGAAGAAAACGCAGGAAAAGCCACGGCCACGGAUACGGGCAUGGUCAUGGUCACGGCCACGGUAAAGGCCACGGCCACGGCAAAGGUCACGGUGGUGGCUACGGUCACCACGGGCACGGUCACGAUGACGGCUACGACCGUCUGAGUACGGCUGGCGAGGAGACAAGCCCCAGGCGCAGGAAGCGUGAGGUCGUAGGGGACGAAGUCGAGCGCGGCGAGAUGCUGAUGCAGGUGAUCCGUCAGCAAGAUACGACCGGUUGCGGCCUCAAGCUGGUAUGUCAGCUCGCUGCUGAGAAUGAAGACUUCUUGGCAGAGGAAGAGCUUGCCAUACUCAGUUUAGUUCAGUUGGUACCGCAGGGAGAGAGCAGGUUACACACGUCGGGAGCCCGGGACUACCACUUGGCCCUUGCCACCGGCCAGGCCGGCGGUAACUGCACACAAGCGUAUCCCAGCUGCCCUAUAGACGGCAUGCGUAUCAUGGACGGCGUCAUGGCGUUCUUGCCGUGAAACUCUGCUUUUAUUAAUGCACCGUUUACCCAUAAUGGACAGUGUCAUGCGUAUUAUGUACGGAGUCACGGCGUUCUUGCCGUGAAACCAUACUUUUAUUAAUGCCCCGAUAUCCCAUAAUGGACAGUGGACGGUGAAUAAUGGACGGUGUCAUGGCGUUCUUGCCGUGAAACCCUGCCUUUAUUAAUGCCCGUUAUCCCAUAAUGGACAGUGUCAUGCGUAUAAUGGACGGUGUCAUGACGUUCUUGCCGUGGAACCCUGCUGUUAUUAUUUAAUGGACGAUGCUGGACGAUUAAUAAAUUAAUGGACGAUGCAAUAAUGAACGAUACUAUGUGUACAAUUGGCCAGCGUCAUGCGCAUAACGGACGGUGUCAGCGUUUCUUGCCGUGAAGCCCCAUCCCUUUAUUAAUUCUCACUUGGCCAAAAAGUGUGUAAUGGGUGUGAAUAAAAGAACAAGUCAGGAACUAACUGACGUGAGCUCUUGAAAUGCAUAUAUUUAAUAUUCAAACAAAAAACCGCUUUAGACGCUUUAACAAAAUGCGCUUCUGGCGCUUUUGGCGCUUUUGCAGCGACCACGGACAAACAGGCAGACCGCUAGAAGAAUAGGAACUGUUUCCUUGGUUUUAAAAUGAAUUGUUUCCUAUAAAUAAAAAUGAAACAGUUCCUUAAAAAUGGAAAUCAACCGUUUCAUUAAACAGACAGACCUAAAUUGUAUCGAAUCUUAAAUGAAAAGUCGGUAAUCGGAUUCAAUUUGGGCUAUUUUUAAAACAAUGAACGAAUUUUCUAGAUUUGCGCCCGCAAACAGGUAGUGGAGAUAAACAGCUUCAUGUUGAGUGGCGCUAGAUUUUCAUAACUCAAACCAUUCCUGCGCUACUGAUCGUAGGUUCAGUAAACAAAUGUCGUUUAAUAUUUUCAAAGACUUUAAUUUACUGAGACGUUCUUUAGGAGCAAUACAUCAAUCAAAAUCGUUUUACUAUCUUCUUUCCAUUUGUCAAUUACUUAUUUUUUUCCGAAUCCAUAGCAGUGAUGGGAGUUCAUUAAUUCGAUAAUUACGUUCCUCGGUUUUCAAUAGUCAAAAACGAUCUUAUCUUAACAUUUUAAUUUUUGGUGAUCAAGUAGAAUGCUUGAAAAAUACAAGGUUAUUUAUGAUAACGCUUGUGCCACAGUUAUUAUUAAACUCCUAUUCUAUUAUAUUGGCAUGCCA